UCGUCAUACUAGCCUACCACCGUCGUCGUCAGUCCUCACUGGAAGCUCUCUCUGUGCGCGCGCGCGUGUGUGUCUGUGUGUGUGUGCGUGUGCCUUCUGGAGUUGGGCGUUCUUCCGUCCUGACGGAUUUGUGACGGGGAUAGAAUUAGAUCGCUUUCCAGGAACGACUUGAGUCAGACUCAUCGGGAGCCGAGCGCGGAUAUAAUAAUUGUACCCGGGAGGUGUCGCAGUGGAAACUGUACAGCUAGCUGCCUCAUCUGAUUCUGUGUGACGUAAUAGAGAGGCCUCCUGUGGACAGUCGUGUGGUGUGGUGUGGGUUGUGUUCUUCCUCCCUGGUGUUUGUGACGUGUAGUCGAGGAUCGGGUCUGGUGAAGGGCAGACUUUUCUUUGGAUUUUUAGAAGAUAGUAAAUAUAACUGCCAAAGGGGAAAAAAUACCCAACAAAACAGAACUUCUAGAAAGCCCCUCAAAAACAAGAUUCUCUUUGGAUUUUUAGAGAAGAUAAUAAAACAAAGGAGGAGAAAAAACCGCGAAGCAGAACAUCUUGAAACCCCCACAAAACAAGCUUCUGCUUCUCCGUGGAUUUCUAGAAGAUAAUAAAAAGAACAAAAGAAAAAAAAAACCCGCUCUGGAUUUUGAGAAGACAAUAAAGCAAAAGGGGGAUUCAACCCCAGCGAAACAGAACAUCCAGAAAGCCUCCGCGAGAACCAUGUGACUGGGAUGUGUGUUCAUUCUCCCGCGGUCUGAGCUUUCUGUGUGUGUUGUGUUCACCCCUCGUGUGUGUCGGUGGUCGAGUGAGUAGCGUGUGUGGGUGGUCGAGUGAGUAGCGUGUGCAGCAUGUUGCACCUGGAGGUGGUGGGGUCGAGUCCCCGGCAGUCUGUGUCGUUGAUGAGGGAGUUUCCGAUAGAGCCAGCCGCCGUCGCUCCAAACACUGGACACACAACGCAGCUGAUUCGGCUCAACUCGAG
Molecule: messenger RNA, 967 nt
Organism: Aplysia californica (California sea hare)
Lineage: Eukaryota; Metazoa; Mollusca; Gastropoda; Aplysiida; Aplysiidae
Source: RefSeq, a predicted model, not a curated record